This is a messenger RNA of Suillus subalutaceus, 677 nucleotides long. RefSeq lists its product as uncharacterized. Bases 61 to 411 code for a protein of 116 amino acids. The transcript has 3 exons. The record is from RefSeq and is a predicted model, not a curated record. Lineage: Eukaryota; Fungi; Basidiomycota; Agaricomycetes; Boletales; Suillaceae.
CUUAGAUUGGAUCAGGAACAACCCCAAAUUGGCAAAUUCUGCUUGCCCACUAAUUCCACUAUGUCCUCCAACAGUGAUCAGGAAACUAUCUACGCUCGUGCUACUGGAGCUCCUUUGACGGAAUCAGACCAUUUACAAAACCGGAAGGAUCAAGGUGAUGUAUCUGAUAGCGAAAGCCAAGCACUAAAGGAGAGGCUAAAAGUAGCUGAGAAGAUGUUGAGACUCAGGGAGGAUCAGGUGAUGGCACGAGAGGAAGGUUUGACGACGAUAGAAGAGGGUCUGAGGCUGCGUAAAGAAGAUUUAAAGUUUCGGGAAGAAGAUCUGAACAUUCGAGAAGAAGAAUUGAAGGUACGAGAAGAUCGUUUGUGCAUGCGAGAGCAGGAACUUGAGGAAAGGAGUCAUAACGGAUGAAAGCGGCGAGCACAGUUCUAGAAGCACAUGAUGUCACUUGGACUCGAGCUUCUUCUACUCAUCCGGGCCGUUGGAUUUGCAAUUCCAUUGUCAACGACUGCGAGUCGACGACUCUGUCUACUAUGAAGUGAGAACUUCGGCAACCGGUUUCACAGCUCCCUUGAUAUCAACAGUACGUACAUUUCAUUGCGCUCGCCGGACAGCACCAAUGACGCAAAUGAUGACGAUUGCCAAUACACGUGGAAUGGCGCAUGACCUCAAUGAGG